Molecule: messenger RNA, 420 nt
Organism: Gracilinanus agilis (Agile Gracile Mouse Opossum)
Lineage: Eukaryota; Metazoa; Chordata; Mammalia; Didelphimorphia; Didelphidae
Gene: TREM1
Product: triggering receptor expressed on myeloid cells 1
Exons: 2
Coding region: 1-420 (139 amino acids)
Biological process (GO): neutrophil chemotaxis; cytokine production involved in immune response; chemokine production
Source: RefSeq, a predicted model, not a curated record
AUGGAGGUAGCAGGAGGCUGGAAGUCACAGAUGCUAUUGUUGCUAUUUCUCUGUCUUACAGCAUUGCAAGAGCCCUUGGAAGAGAAGGAGGAGUGCAUUGUAGAGGGGCAAAACCUAACUUUUGGAUGUGCCUACAACUAUGGGAAAUAUUUCAAUGACAUAAAAGCCUGGCAGAGAUUAGGAGCUAGUGGUCAUUUUGAGACCCUAGUCCAAACGAUGAACAAGAACGGAGAGCCCAGCUGCAUCCAGGUUGGCAGAUAUUUGCUAGAUGACAAUCCUCCUGAUGCCAUGCUGAAAGUCACAAUAAUGGGACUCCAGAGGCAAGAUGCUGGAUUAUACCAGUGUGUGAUCUAUCGCCCACCCCGGGUCAUUGACACCCUGUACCGCCCCAUCAGACUGAGAACAUGCAAUGGUGAGUAG